UAUCGACAAUUGAAUCCAUAGCCGCAUGGUGACGUCACGGCGCUGCUCGCUGAGUGGCUGGGCGGAUGCUGUGAACGCCAGGAGCAGACGUGCAUGCGCGUAGUGACAGACAGGGAAUAAAUCACGAAUAUUGCACGAGGAGCGCGGAGACAUUUGUUGUGUUUGGCCGCGCGGCGCGUGGACGAUGUAGCUGUGGUGAGCUCGUGCACCCAGGGGGGAUGAAGGCGUAACCGCGGAUCCAGCUGUGGCCUGCUUCUGCAAACAUCUGGUCAGAGCGGCCGGCCGGCUCCGGACCUUACAGCCGCGACAGGGAAGACAUGGAGGAGGGGGACUCCGAGGGGGAGGGGCCCAUGGCGCCGAGGGAGGGGCCAAGUGGUCCCAGCCUCCAGUCUGCCCCGAGCACUGCCACCGUGACCACCACCACCAACCUGCUGGCGUCCGUCAAAGAGCAGGAGCUGCAGUUUGAGCGUCUGACCCGAGAGCUGGAAGAGGAGAGGCAGAUGGUGGCCAGUCAGCUGGAGAGGUGCAUGCUGGGAGCAGAGUCCCCCGCUGCAGACAGCAGCAGCUCGUCAGAGAAGUCGUUUGCCUGGAGAACAGCAGGAGGCCAGUCCCAGGGGCCCAUGGAGGCCCCCGGGAGCCCAGGAGCGGCUGCAGAGCCAGAGGAGGCGCUGUUCCUGCCUGAUCCAGACCGCGGCUCUUUGCAUGAUAGUGAUGGCUCCGGGGGGCACUCGGCCCACAUGACCUCAUACUCGGACAGUGGGUACCAGGACAGCUUCUACAGCCAGACUGUGGUGCGCUCCGUGUCCCGCAGCCCCCGUGCUGAGGGACAGGCCUCUGCACAGGGUUCUGGACGUGUCCUCAGGAGGAUGUCCUCAGUCCCGUCCAGGGGCCAGUCUCCAGGCUGUGGUCCUGUGUCUCCUUCCCGUGUGUCCCUGCGAACAUCCCAGGGCAGUACCUACGAUUCGCCCAUCCUAUCUGAGCCCAAACCACUGUCCGCAGUGUUCCCGGGGACCACCAUGCCCCCCUCCUGCCCCUCGCCCCCCUCCCCCGGAGACCACGUCCUGGGCUCAGGGGCCCGGCUGGGCUCCACCCUGUCCUUGGUGGAGGGCAGACUGGGGUCCCCUCUGCGCUCCGGGAUGACAGCAGUACCCCAGCAUUACACGUCCACUCUGCCUCGGCAGAGCCAGUCACUGGCCUAUGGAGCUGACCCCUAUGGGCUUUACCAGCACCAUGCCCUGCCCCGGCCCGACAGCCUCAUCGGCCUCCACAGCUCGUAUGGGGCCCACACCGCUCAGAUGGACCCUGAGCUGAGAGCCGCUUUGUCCCCUGACUGUCCCAUGACCCCAGUGUUCGACGAGAGAGCCUUCCAGAGCCCCCUGUACCACAGCCCAGGCCACGAUCCACAGGGCCCCCUCUAUAGGACCAAUACAGGUCUGGAGACUCUCCCAAGGACCAGCAGCCAUGCUGGGACCCUCCCUCACAGCGGGACCCUCCCGUACCGGGGCAGCAACUACGGCCUGAGCUCCGGGGGAGUGUACGUGGACUCAUUCAGAGAGCCAUACUCACAGAGACUGUCAGGACUGGACCGAGGGGCCACUCGCACCCCCAGCAUCGAGAGCAUCCACAAGGACCCCAGGGAGCUAGCGUGGAGGGACCCGGAGCUCCCUGAGGUCAUCCACAUGCUGCAGCACCACUUCCCCUCAGUGCAGGCCAACGCUGCAGCCUACCUUCAGCACCUGUGCUAUGGGGACAACCGUGUCAAGAUGGAGGUGUGUCACUUGGGGGGCAUUCAGCACCUGGUGGACCUGCUGGACCAUAAGGUAUCAGAGGUGCAGAAAAGCGCAUGUGGGGCCCUCAGGAACUUGGUGUACGGGAAGGCCACGGACAACAACAAGGUGGCCCUGAGGAACUGUGGGGGGGUCCCUGCUCUGCUCCGCCUGCUCAGGAAGACCACAGACAACGAGGUCCGCGAGCUCGUCACAGGUGUCCUUUGGAACCUGUCCUCCUGUGACGCUGUGAAGAUGACCAUCAUUCGAGAUGCUCUGUCCACUCUGACCAACACAGUGGUCAUCCCUCACUCGGGCUGGAGCAGCUCCGCCCACCGCGACCAGCAGACCAGGGGACGCUUCCAAUCCUCUCUGCUGCUGCGCAACACCACCGGCUGCCUCAGGAACCUGAGCUCGGCGGGGGAGGAGGCGAGGAGCCAGCUGCGCAGCUGUGAGGGGCUGGUGGACUCUCUGCUGCAGGUGCUGCGAGCCUGCAGCAACACUACAGACUAUGACAGCAAGAUUGUAGAGAACAGCGUGUGCACUCUGAGGAACCUAUCGUACCGUCUGGAGGUGGAGAUGCCCUCGUCCCGCCUCAUGGGCAGCCCCGAGCUGGACACUCUGCUGGGCUUCUCCCCGGUCAGAGAGCUGGAUUACCUGUGCUGGGGCCGCAGGAGGAGGGGCCGCCAGAGAGGGGGCUGGCCCGACGACAAGUUUGAUGGUGUUGGACCUCUGCCAGGCCUGUCCCAGCCUCUAAGGGGCGCGGAGCUGCUAUGGCACCCCCUGGUUGUGAAGCCCUACCUGAACCUGCUGGCCGAGAGCUCCAACCCAGCCACUCUGGAGGGGGCAGCGGGUGCGCUCCAGAACCUGUCCGCUGGCAACUGGAAGUUCUCGGCGUACAUCCGGGCGGCCGUGCGUAAGGAGAAGGGGCUGCCCAUCCUGGUGGAGCUGCUGAGGAUGGACAAUGACCGCGUGGUGUGCUCCGUGGCCACUGCUCUGAGGAACAUGGCUCUGGAUGCUCGCAACAAGGAGCUCAUCGGGAAGUACGCAAUGCGGGACCUGGUGAACCGGCUCCCUGGCACUGCGCCCUCCGCCCUGUGUGACGACACGCUGGCCUCCGUCUGCUGCACCCUGCACGAGGUCACCAGCCGCAACGUGGACAACGCCAAAGCCCUGGCCGACUGCGGGGGCAUCGAGAGGCUGGUGGACAUCAGCAAAGGCCGUGGAAAAGGGUACUCGAUGAAGGUGGUGAAGGCGGCGGCGCAGGUGCUCAACACGCUGUGGCAGUACAGAGAGCUGAGGGGUCUCUACAAACAGGAUGGAUGGAACUACACUCACUUCGUCACCCCCAUCUCCACCCUGGAACGGGAUCGGUACCGCUCACAGCCCACCCUGCCCACCAGCCCCCUGCAUAUCACCCCUGUGGUCCAAUCAGGGGGCAGUGCCACAUCAUCUCCAGCGAUGCUCGGGAUAAGAAGGCACAGUUCGAACUACCAGAGGGCACAAUCUAUGCAACUGGACACCUACUACACAGACAACAGCCUACACAAGGGCCACUACACAGGGUCCGAGCAGAAAACCCCUUACUUCAUUGGAACAUACUCAUCUCAGUCUGGAGAGGACCUGCGGCGCUCCCAGAACCCGGAGCUGUUCUUUGAUGAGCCGAGCCGCAAGAACUACAACAGCUACAGAAUGUACCUGUCGUCUCCUCAGGGCUUCGCCGAGGACAUGGAGGACGAACCGGUGCCUCUGAGCCCCACCUCCCCCGACUACCGCACCCUCCCCUUCAAAGCCAACACCAACUACGUGGACUUCUACUCCACCACGCGGAGGCCUUCACACCGCGCCAACAAGUACACCGGCUCCCCCGACUCCUGGGUGUGAUCCAAAGAGCCACCUCUGUAGGACCAUGUGGGGGUGGGACACCAGAGACGGGACUGGACUGCAGGAGACAAUAGGGUUGUUCCGGUUACUUCCGAUCCCAUUUUCGCAUAUUUAACAGUGAUCUGUGAGGUUUGGGUUGCAUUUGCAGGUUGCAUUAUCCGAUACCCUGAUGAGUUGGCGCUGUCAGUCCCACUCACGCUAAUAAUGAUGCAUUAUUUAUUAUAUAGUGCUUUACAACUGAAUGCAUUAUUCACUUGUUCCUUAUAUCUGGUGGUGGUAAGAUACUUCUGUAGCCACAGCUGCCCUGGGGUAGACUUACUGACACUGGCUGCCAAUCUGCAUGUACAGCUUCACCAAUCACUCAGGCACGCACUACACAGGAGUGUUUGUCCACUGAAGGUUGGCGGUUCGAAUCCCCACUCUCGAAGUAAAGCAUCACUGGUUGUGUGGUCAGAUCCACUCACCUCUAGCUCCUGCAGAUGAUUACUGUCAUUGUGUCCUUGGGCAAGGCACGUAACUCCUUUUCCCAGUUUCUGUACAGCGGUGUAUGUGUAUGUGAAUGGGUGAGUAGUUCCUUGAAAGCGCUUUGAGUGCCUUGAAGGUGGAAAAGUGCUAUAUAAAAAUGUGGCCAUUUACCACAUUCGUAGGUAUGUGACUUGCUCAAGAACACAACAGCUCUGAAAUUUAACCACCAACCGCUGGGAUUGCGUGAGAAGGGCGUAUCCAUGAACAUUCUGAUGCACUGUUCAGUUUUGUUCUGCUUCCAAUCCAAUAUUGUCAUCAAAUCGGAUUCCAGUAACUAUCGAAACAACCCUAUGCUACCCAGUGGACUAGACCAACCCCUGCAUCUGGAGGGAAAGGAUUUGGCGGGGCCCGGGUUCCGAGUAACUGCCAGAGGGUGGUUUGGGUGUGUGCAUGUGAACAUAUGUAAGUGCAUUCGUGUUGACGCCAUGUUGGAGUGACUGGAGGGCAGCUUUCUGAGGGCAGCUCAAAUCUCAAAGCCAACCACACUGGACAACUCUACGGUGCUUUUUAACAUUGUCCGACUUGUGGAACCACGUUGAAAGUUUAUUUUUCUGCAGGGACGGUUUAAGAAGCGACACGAGUACUCACAUUAUAGUGUCAUGUAUUGUCUGUGGGGAAGACCAUUGAUUGUGCAACUUUUUUUUUUUUUGACGGAGAAUUGAUCAAAUGGUGCUGCCCUUCCUGUAAGUGUUUGAUGUGGACUUGAAUCAUUACUCAACAGUAAAAUGUGCAGUGACUGUAUUAAAAAUCAUUGUCAUCACAAAAGAACCAUUGAGAAACCCUUUACACAGCGGUGGUAUGGAAGAGCUGUGUUGGCCAGUGCAGUAACAACACUCAAAUGUGAAUACGUGUACAGACUUAAGUGGUUGCAGUGUCCCGUUGUAUUCGACAAAGUACAAAUUUGUAACUGUGUGAACAAGAAGAUUUUUUUUAUUAUUUAUGAAUUAUUUUGUAUUCAUUACUGUGAGCUGACCAAAUACGCAUUUGUCUGUCGAAAAUGAACGAUCGUGUGCAAUGUUCCACAGGGAUUAAAGAUGAUAUCAUGAUGCCA
This is a messenger RNA of Periophthalmus magnuspinnatus, 5226 nucleotides long. Its product is annotated as plakophilin-4-like. The transcript is spliced from 22 exons. Gene Ontology annotation, cellular component: adherens junction; plasma membrane; cytoplasm. NCBI's taxonomy places the organism in Eukaryota, Metazoa, Chordata, Actinopteri, Gobiiformes, Gobiidae. Gene Ontology annotation, molecular function: cadherin binding. The record is from RefSeq and is a predicted model, not a curated record. Gene Ontology annotation, biological process: cell-cell junction assembly; cell-cell adhesion. Bases 318 to 3650 code for a protein of 1110 amino acids.